GGGACAAUUUAGGUGGAGAUCAACAUAUUUGAAUUAGCAAUGUAUAUGUGUAUGUAUGGUGUCAGUGUGGGCGGGGUCCUGACUGUUUUCUUAGGUAGCCUGUUAAAAUGCCCGAACUCAAAACACUUCUUUUUCCAAGAUGGCGUCGAUGAAGGACAGCGACACCGGCCUGUGGCUUCACAACAAACUGGGCUCCACGGACGAGCUGUGGACGCCGCCGAGCAUCGCCUCUCUCCUCACCGUGUCCGUCAUCGACAACAUUCGCCUGUGUUUCUCCAGUUUAUCGCCGCCGGUGAAGCUGAAGCUGCUGCUCGGGAUGCUGCAUCUGCCCCGGCGGACCGUGGACGAGAUGAAGGAGGCCCUGUCGGAGAUCAUUCAGCUGGCUACGGUGGAUUCGGAGCCCUGGGUGCUGAUGGUUGCAGACAUCCUCAAGUCCUUCCCAGAGACCGGCUCUCUCAACCUGGACCUGGAGGAGCAGAAUCCAAAUGUGCAGGAUAUUCUCGGAGAGCUUCGGGAGAAAGUGGGCGAGUGCGAGGCGUCGGCCAUGCUUCCUCUGGAGUGCCAGUACCUGAACAAGAGUGCAUUAACCACUCUGGUCGGACCCCUUACGCCCCCCGUUAAACAUUUCCAGCUGAAGAGGAAGCCCAAGAGUGCAACUCUCAGAGCAGAGCUGCUGCAGAAAUCCACAGAGACAGCCCAACAGCUGAAAAAGACAGCCGGAGUGCCUUUUCACGCCAAAGGGAGGGGAUUGGUCAAAAAGAUUGACACUACGACUCCUCUCAAGGGGAUUCCCAAGGCCCCGUUCCGCAGCCCCACUGCCCCCAGUAUGUUCAGCCCUCCCAGUAACCGCACGCCUAUCGCCCCUGCACGGACGCCCCUGCGGAAGGAGAGGGGGGUCAAGCUGUUAGAUAUUUCAGAGCUGGAUAUGGUCGGAGCUGGAAGAGAAGCGAAGAGGAGAAGAAAGACUUUGGAAACGGAGGCCGGGGAGAAAGCAGCCAAAGAAGAAGCAGCAGCAGCAGUGGUGGAAAACACCACCCCCGACUACGCUGCAGGCCUCGUUUCAGCACAGAAACUGGGGGCUUUAAACGAGAAUCCUCUGCCCUCGACCAGCUACCUACCAGCCACACCCAGCAUGGUUCCCUCCUCCUCUUACAUUCCCAGCUCCGAAGCCCAGCCAGCGAACGCUGGUGGUUCGGGUCGCGACACGCUGCAGUCGGCUCGCCAGCCAGAGGAGUCAGCGACAGCGGGCGCCGGCGCCACCGCCACCUUACCGGGCCAGUACAAACAGAGGACGCCAAUGUACAACGCCAGCAACACGGCCAACCCCGCCACGCCCACCUCCCCCAGCACGCCAGCCUCCACCCCCGCCAGCAACGGGCCCCCAGCAGCCGCCACCGCCAGCCAGCCGGAGACCCCCACCCAGCCUCCCAGCACGCCUCAGACCCCCACCCCCACACCGACCCCCACGCCGCCGCAGCCCCAGCCCAAAAAGAACCUGUCGCUCACGAGAGACCAGAUGUACGCGGCCCAGGAGAUGUUCAAGACGGCCAACAAGGUCACCAGACCAGAGAAGGCCCUGAUCCUGGGCUUCAUGGCCGGAUCCAGAGAGAACCCGUGCCCGGAGCAGGGGGACAUCAUCCAGAUCAAGCUGAGCGAACACACCGAGGUCCUUCCCAAAGCCGACGGCACCGGCAGCACCACCAUGCUGGUGGACACCGUCUUCGAAAUGAACUACUCCACAGGACAGUGGACCCGCCUCAAGAAAUACAAACCCAUCACCAACACCUCCUGAGGAGCCUCCUCCCACUCACACACCCACCAUUUCUUAUCCACUUCAGAGAAAAAAAACAGAAACAUGUUUACACACAAGUAUUUGCGUACACAUUUGGGCCAAAUCAAGCACUGGGCUGGUGAGAAGGAGAGAACGGUCCUCCCUGCUCCUGCACCGCCAAACAGCAGGACUCUUUGAAGAAUAUUUCUGUACUUUUCCUUUGGUUGUUUCCCCCUUUUAUUGUUUCAGUUUUUAAGUCCCCUCUGAUUCCUGAAUGCUGCUGUGGUCAGGAGGGGAGGAGCUCCUCUCACCGCAGGCACCUUCAACAUUUGUGCCCUCCGAGGUACAAGCAUGUCACGUGUCAAGAAAGAAGACGAGCCGUCUGUAUUUUUCUGUAUGAAUGUCACAUUUGCAGCUUAUCUUCGACCUUUGAGAACAGAAUCAUGGUUGGCAACAAAAAAAAGAAAAAAGAGAUGGAACCAUAAUAACGACGGUCAUCAUUAGAGGUGACCUAAAAAAAAAGAAAAGAGCGA
Centropristis striata (black sea bass) is the source of this 2304-nucleotide messenger RNA. RefSeq names its product negative elongation factor complex member A (gene nelfa). The record is from RefSeq and is a predicted model, not a curated record. Gene Ontology annotation, cellular component: NELF complex. The transcript is spliced from 11 exons. Gene Ontology annotation, biological process: negative regulation of transcription elongation by RNA polymerase II. NCBI's taxonomy places the organism in Eukaryota, Metazoa, Chordata, Actinopteri, Perciformes, Serranidae. The coding region runs from base 140 to 1792 and encodes 550 amino acids.